GGAAAACGUGGCACACACAGUGACACACAAACCAUGCAGGCAGCUCAACCCGGACCAGCAGCAGAAACAGAAAUGUAACAGAUGGAUUAGAAAAUUAUGUGCCUUGGCUCUUCAUCAACAUGUUCCCGGGAGUUUUCUAUGCAUUACUGGCGGGUUUCCUCGGGGCCGUGGCGUCGUCGUCGGCCAAACUGUCCCUCGGAGCCGACUACCUGAAGGGAGUCUGUGAAACCGGACUCCGGACGUGGGGAGAGCAGCGGAAAUUCAGACAAGCGGACGAAACUACCGCCUGCGACCGGCUCCACAUCCCACUGAGGCUGCUGUGUGGCGGUCUGCUUUUCACCUGCAAUGCUGUGAUGUGGACCUUCCUUGCCAAAGCACUCAGGUACUCCUCUUCCUCCACCCAAACCACUGUGACCACCACCGCCUCCAACUUCAUAUCUUCCGGCUGUACUCACCACGCAGGAUUCUUCAGCAGUAGAGAUCACACACAGCCACGUGGAAGUGAAUUCAGCUGUUUGUGCCUCUACGUUUUGGAUCCUGGGUGUGUUGCAUUACUUAAAAGAAUAGUCAAACAUUUUGGGAAAGUUAGAUCAGAAGAUUGAUAACACUCUCAUGUCUGUGUGGUAAAUAUGUAGCUGCAGCUACUAGCCGCUUAGCUUAGCAUAAAGACUGCAAACAGCUAGCCUGACUCUGUCCAAAGUCUGCCUACCAGCACCUCUAAAGCUCACAAACGAACACAUUAUAUAUAUUUUGUUUAAUCUCUACAGAAAAACUGCAAUGUAAAAACAACAAUUUGUUGUAGUACAGGGGGCCAUGUGCUGGACUACGUCUUCCUGGAGUCUUGUCCUCACUGUGAGCUUUAGGAUUAGCAAACAUGUUCAUUAGUGAGCUUUACAGGUGCUGGUAGCCAUUUCCCCCUGUUUACAGUCUUUAUGCUAAGCUAAGCUAACCAGUCUACCUUCAUAUUUACUGGACAGUAAUGAGAGAAGCAUCAAGUUGUGGUUUUAUAGGAGGUUAUGUGCUAGACUAUUUAUUAGCUGGGAGCAGUUACCAAGCAACCAGCAGAGACUGGCCAAAAAAUUGUCCGGCAUAUAAACCACAAUUUGACAUGUUUAUACUUGCAAUGUGAUAAUUACAUAUAACAUGUUAGUUAGUGAUCUUUUGAGAUAUUGCUAGGUAGAUUUUGUGAACUUUAGAUAGAGCCAGGCUAGCUGUUUGCCCCGUUUCCAGGCUUUAUGCUAAGCUAAGCUAACUGGCUGCUGGUUGUAGCUUCAUAUUCACAUAUAGGAGAGUGGUAUUGCUUUUCUUAUCUAACUUUCAGCAAGAGAAGUGAAUAUGUGUAUUUCCCAAAAUAUCAAACUAUUCAUUUAACGUACCUUUAAUAUCUGUAAUGUUUGCUUUUGAUUCUGAAGGUUUUUGGUGCCUGGCUUUCCUCCAGUUAACGGCAUGAUAUGAGGGUAAGCCAACUACCUGUGAAUCCACUCUCACUGUAAUAUAACAAGUCAGAGCUUUGCAGUAGCCACAUUUAUAGCUCUGUGACAGACGCAUGGCCCUGAGUGUGAUGUACUUAUAUCUGUCUGCACAUAAACUGUAGAUGUGGUUGUACGAGGAAUUAAAAAAACACUCAUAUGAUGUCGACCUGACAA
This is a messenger RNA of Sander lucioperca (pikeperch), 1646 nucleotides long. RefSeq names its product transmembrane protein 42. The transcript is spliced from 3 exons. The record is from RefSeq and is a predicted model, not a curated record. NCBI's taxonomy places the organism in Eukaryota, Metazoa, Chordata, Actinopteri, Perciformes, Percidae. The coding region runs from base 120 to 602 and encodes 160 amino acids.